AUGGCUCCAAUUAAAAGGAAAACCUGGGAUCACCAUGCCAUGAUACGAGCCGUGAAUGCAGUGCGGAGCAACCAAAUGGGUUACUUAAAGGCAUCAAAACAAUUUGGUGUUCCUAAGGGUACCCUAGAGCGCUACGUCAAGAAUGAUGCUCAUGCUGAAGUACUUGUAAAGGUUCGUAUGGGAAGACAUCCAGUCUUGCCUGACCAUUUAGAAGUAGAGCUGGAAAAAUAUUGCAAACAAAUGGAUCGACGAUUUUAUGGCUUACGUCUGAAGGAUAUUAAGUACAUGGCGUUUCAAUUGGCUAUCAAAAAUAAUCUUAAACACCCCUUCAGCUUGUCUAAAGCGUCUGCUGGCAAAAAGUGGCUACGUGGUUAUAUGAGAAGGCAUCCUGCUUUAUCAGUUAGAACACCUGAAGCAGUUUCUGCUGCAAGAGUGAAAGGGUUCAACCCUGUUGCCGUCAAUAAUUUCUUUGACUUAUAUGAGCCAGAAAUUGAAAAGAUAAAAUCCUCUCCACAUAGAGUGUACAACGUUGAUGAGACCGGAAUAACAGUAGUACAACAUAAACGGUCCAAAGUCGUCAGCGUGAAAGGCGAGCAACAGGUUGGUGCGUUGACAUCAUUAGAAAGAGGCAAACUAAUGACCGUAGUGACAUGCAUGAACGCUUGUGGUAGCUAUGUGCCACCAUUGAUAAUUUUUCCAAGGAAAAAUAUGGGCCAAGAACUAAUGGACGAUGCACCUGCAGGUUCAAUAGGCGAUUGUCAUCCCUCUGGUUGGAUCCAAACACACCAAUUCACAAAGUGGUUUCAACAUUUUAUAAAUUUUGUAAAACCAAGUGAAGAUGAUCCAGUUAUUUUGAUUUUAGAUGGCCACUACACACAUACACGCAACAUUGAUGUAAUAAAUUUAGCUCGAGAAAAUAAUGUAGCUAUUGUUUGCUUACCGCCACAUUGCACGCACAAAAUGCAGCCCAUGGAUGUGGCGUUUAUGAAACCACUGAAAACUUAUUACGCCCAAGAAAUUGAAACAUGGCUGCUAAAUAACCCUGGACGCACAGUGACCAACAAAUACAUAGUUAGAUUAUUUGGCAUUGCUUAUGAAAAAGCUGCAACUAUGAGUAACUCCGUCAAUGGUUUUCGGAAAACUGGAUUGUUGCCUUGCAAUCGCCAUAUUUUUACAGAUGAAGAUUUUUCAGUUUUUAAUGAUGAAGAUCAACGUCGAGAUGUACUGAAUGACCAGACAGAUAGACCUUUCCAGACUCACCACGUUUCACCUGAUCAUGGAGUGUCAAAUGAGAAUCAGGGGGAUCAUAGAGCCGAACGCUAUGUAACCCCUUCAAAUGGAAAUCCUCCUGAUGAGAAUCACGCAUUGGCAUCAAGUGCUGGCUUAUAUGAAAAUCCAAUGCCUAGCACAUCGUCUCAUGUCUCACCUUUUGCACUUAAGCCAAUACCCAGGCUGUCUAGAAAUGAUUCUGCCAAGAAAACCAGGGCUGGAUCAGCUGCCAUAAUUACUGCUUCUCCAUAUAAAAACACACUUAUAGGAUGUUUAAAUAAAAAAAAAGAAAAGGAAAAUAAAAAGAAUCAGAGGAAAAGCUCUAAGAAUGCAAGCAAAGAACAGCAGACAAAGAAGAAUAAUAAGAAAGUUGCAAAGAAAAAGAAAAUUAAAGAGCCGGACACUUCCAGUUCUGAAGAUGAUAACGUACCGGAGCUCGCAGAUAGCAGUAGUGAUGAUGAAUCAUAUGACGCUGAAUGUCCAUACUGCAGUGGGAGGUUCUCUGAAGACACGAGAGGAGAAAAAUGGGCUAAGUGUCAAAGUUGUUUCAAGUGGACUCAUGAGGACUGUGGAGAAGUAACUGAAAAUCGUUUUUUGUGUUCUUUAUGUUUAGAUAUGUAA
Centruroides sculpturatus (bark scorpion) is the source of this 1890-nucleotide messenger RNA. Its product is annotated as tigger transposable element-derived protein 6-like. The transcript has a single exon. Gene Ontology annotation, cellular component: nucleus. Lineage: Eukaryota; Metazoa; Arthropoda; Arachnida; Scorpiones; Buthidae. The coding region runs from base 1 to 1890 and encodes 629 amino acids. Gene Ontology annotation, molecular function: DNA binding. The record is from RefSeq and is a predicted model, not a curated record.